Molecule: messenger RNA, 492 nt
Organism: Penicillium nucicola
Lineage: Eukaryota; Fungi; Ascomycota; Eurotiomycetes; Eurotiales; Aspergillaceae
Product: GFA family protein
Exons: 3
Coding region: 1-492 (163 amino acids)
Molecular function (GO): carbon-sulfur lyase activity
Source: RefSeq, a predicted model, not a curated record
AUGCCUAUGAAACUCGAAGGAAGCUGCCAAUGUGGCGGUAUUGAAUUCAACCUCCAAUCACAAACUCCAGUACCAUACCAGCUCUGUGCCUGCAGCAUCUGCCGUAAAGUAGGCGGACACCUCGGCGCUGUGAACUUGGGCGGAAUCGCAGACAGCCUGAAUAUCACCAAGGGCAAAGACCUCAUCAAAAAAUACACGGCGAUCAAAGACCGCGGCACACCAGAUGAGCAACUCUGUGAGUCCGAGCGCAGCUUCUGCUCGAAUUGCAGUACUAUGCUUUGGGUAUGGGAUCACCACUGGCCAGAACUAAUUCAUCCAUUUGCAUCGGCAAUUGAUACAGAGUUGCCGGUGCCGGAUGAGAUGGUUUGUAUUAUGGAUGAUUUUAAGCCGGCUUGGGCACGGUGGCCGGAAGGGAAGAAGAGUGUGCAUGAGGUUUAUGGAAAGGACAGUCUUGAGGGGUGGCAUAAGAAGCAUGGUCUUUUUGUUGAGUAG